This is a messenger RNA of Carya illinoinensis, 1372 nucleotides long. RefSeq names its product ankyrin repeat domain-containing protein 2B. The record is from RefSeq and is a predicted model, not a curated record. The transcript has 8 exons. Lineage: Eukaryota; Viridiplantae; Streptophyta; Magnoliopsida; Fagales; Juglandaceae. Gene Ontology annotation, biological process: protein targeting to chloroplast. The coding region runs from base 149 to 1198 and encodes 349 amino acids. Gene Ontology annotation, molecular function: protein binding; chloroplast targeting sequence receptor activity. Gene Ontology annotation, cellular component: chloroplast outer membrane.
GCGGUGCAUUACUGUGCUGGUGCUGGUGGUGCGCAUUGAGCAACUCCCUCGGGUCUUCUAUAGGGUUUUGGAAUUUGGGAAUUUGGAUAGAGAUUCAAGGAUUCAAGAGGAUCUUAAGUUACAUCUCCGUUUUCUUUCCUCUGCCCCGAUGGCCUCAAAGUCUUCCAAGGAUCUUCCUGCUAAUGAAAGGGCAGGUUCAGCAGAUAAAAAAAAUACCAAAACUGAGACAUCCUCCGGGGAGUCACAGACGGGACAAAGAGGGCCUACUUCUCCGCCAGGAGCUGGGAUUCCUGACAAUCCUUUCGAUUUUUCAGCCAUGACUGGCCUGCUCAAUGAUCCAAGCAUUAAGGAAUUAGCUGAACAGAUAUCAAAAGAUCCUUCAUUCAACCAGAUGGCGGAGCAACUCCAGAAGACUUUUCAGGGUGCAUCCGUUGAAGAUGGUUUCCCACAGUUUGAUACUCAACAAUAUUACAACACCAUGCAACAGGUUAUGCAGAAUCCCCAAUUUAUGACCAUGGCUGAGCGCCUUGGUAAUUCAUUAAUGCAGGAUCCAUCAAUGUCUAAUGUGCUUGAAAGUUUUUCAAAUCCGACAAACAAAGACCAACUUGAGGAACGAAUGGUGCGCAUCAAAGAAGAUCCAUCUCUGAAGCCUAUUUUAGAAGAGAUAGAGAAUGGUGGUCCCGCUGCCAUGAUGAGGUACUGGAAUGAUAAAGACGUUCUACAGAAGUUAGGUGAAGCUAUGGGUCUUGCAGCUGCAGGAGAUGCAACUACUUCAGCUGAAAAUUCUGUGCCUGAUGAACCUGAAGAUCCGGGUAAUGAGGAUGAGUCAAUUGUUCAUCACACUGCUAGUGUUGGUGAUGUAGAGGGUUUGAAAAAAGCAAUAGCCUCCGGUGCUGACAAGGAUGAAGAAGAUUCGGAGGGAAGGACAGCAUUGCAUUUUGCAUGCGGAUAUGGUGAGGUGAAGUGUGCUCAGGUCCUUCUCGAAGCUGGAGCAACAGUGGACGCAUUGGACAAGAAUAAAAAUACUGCACUUCAUUAUGCUGCUGGUUAUGGAAGGAAGGAGUGUGUGGCAUUACUGCUGGAGAAUGGUGCCGCCGUUACACUUCAGAACAUGGAUGGAAAGACUCCCAUUGAUGUUGCAAAGUUAAACAACCAACAAGACGUGCUGAAGCUGCUCGAGAAGGAUGCCUUCCUGUAACUUUUGUAGGUGGGGUGGCAUAUGUAUGCUUUUGUGCAUUAGACAAAUUUGCUUUGAUCAGCAUAAGGUUGCAAUCACCACAACUUGAUCCGUUGUCUAUCCUGUAUUUACCCUACCCUGAUUGCUACAUUGCAUGAAUUUGAUAGUGACAUAAAAAGAGUCUUUUAUAGAUCA